AUGCCGGCUCCGACGGCCGGACGCCGCGCCCUGCGCACGCGCGCCAGGCCCCGCCCCGCGCCGGCCACGCCCCCGCAGGCAGGGCGCGCGCGGCCGGGACGCAGAGCCGGCACCGCCCCCGAGGAGCCCCGCCGCGGGGGCGCCUCGGCCGGGCCUGGUCCCGCCUGCUCUCUCGCGAUAUCUGCGCCUGCGGCGGGUACUGGAGAAGCAGCCGUGGGCUGCGGGAGCGAGGAGCACAUAGCGCGGGAGUCCACGAGUGCCGGCCCACGACCCUGGCGACAGAGCUGGCGCUCCGUGACUCUAGGAGAGGGCGACGCCGACACGUGCAAACACGGGCGCCUCUCGCGGACGGCCAGCGCCGACGGGCACGCGUCCACGCCCAACGCAGGAGCCAGUAGAAGAGAACCAAGCCACAGACAUCUUCCAAAGAACACCGUCCUAACUCAUGUGAUGGCACACCUGGAGCUCGAAAAGUCUUCCUUUGGAACUUUGGGAACUAGGUAGAAUGUUUAAGUACUACUCUUUAUUAAUUGUAUAACUAUUAGAGAUUUUUGAAAAUGACAGAAAGAGAAAAAAAAGAAAACAAAGUGGCAUGUGCACAAAUGCACUUUUAAUUUCAUAAACAGUAGAAUAAAGAACUACAACUAACAUUCUCCUGGUGGUGGGAAUAAUUUUUUUUAUUCCCCCCCACCCCAGGAAUAAUUAAUUG
Molecule: messenger RNA, 709 nt
Organism: Lemur catta (Ring-tailed lemur)
Lineage: Eukaryota; Metazoa; Chordata; Mammalia; Primates; Lemuridae
Product: translation initiation factor IF-2-like
Exons: 2
Coding region: 1-504 (167 amino acids)
Source: RefSeq, a predicted model, not a curated record